AUGCCAGUAUCACCUCCAGUUCUUGUAAAAUUUGAAGAUGAUUAUUCUGUAGAUGAGAGCUGUGGGCCUACAAAUGGAUUAUAUUCAGAUGACAGCAAUGACUUUUCAUUGCUAAGCCUUAGAGAAAUUAAGAAAAAUGAAAAUGACACUGACAAAAGCGAUAAUGAUGAGAUUCAAGAAAAUAAGGGGAUGGGCAAAUUAAAGGUUUUAGAGACACUGAUUAAUUCAUUACCUGAAACUAACAUACCUGGAGCCAUAAUUACAAGCAAAACGGAUACAUUGAAGGUAGAGAAAGAACUGCUUGAUGUGCAUAGUGAGACAAAGACCACAACUACAAAUGUUAAGAAGAAGGUUAGAAAGGGAGAGAUACCGCAAGAUGCUUAUCAAUGUUGUAUAUGCUUACAGAAAUUUGAUAAGAGGCCAGACAUAUUACAGCAUUAUAAAUCACAUGCUGUGCCAAUAACAGAUUGUGUGGAGGUGCCGCCUACUCCCCCACCGCCCACCACGCGCCCUCUCAAGUGCCCACGUUGCAAAAAGUGUUUGCAGGAGAGCGAGUGGGGCUUGCACUGGCGGCGCCACUGGGAUCGCGACCGCCAGCCCUUCCGCUGCGGCCUCUGCGAGAAGACCUUCCGCGACUCCUACCAGCUCUUCAGGCACGGUCUGGGGCACGAGGGGGGCGCGGCGGGCGCGGCGGGGGCGGGGCGCGAGGCGCGCUUCAUGUGCGACGCGUGCGAGGAGCGGUUCGUGUUCGUGCGCUGCCUGCUGGCGCACCGCGCGCGCGCGCACCCCGAGUGGGGCGGGCGCGCGGCCGCGCUGCGCUGCCCGCGGUGCGCGCGCGCCUUCGCGCACUCCAACUCGCUGCGCCGCCACCUGCGCUCGCACACGGGCGAGCGCAACUUCCUCUGCAGCGAGUGCGGCAAGGCGCUCUCCUCGGCCGAGCACCUCAAGUACCACGCGCGCAUCCACGCCGGCUACAAGCCCAACGUGUGCCGCACCUGCGGCAAGGGCUUCGCCAAGAAGUGCAACCUCACGCUGCACGAGCGCGUGCACUCGGGCGAGCGGCCGCACGUGUGCUCGCACUGCGGCAAGGCCUUCUCGCAGCGCUCCACGCUCGUCAUUCACGAGAGGUACCACAGCGGCGCGCGGCCCUACGAGUGCGCGGUGUGCGGCCGCGGCUUCGUCUCGCGCGGGCUGCUCACGAUGCACCUCAAGAGCAGGUGCUUCGCGCCCGGCGACGAC
Molecule: messenger RNA, 1239 nt
Organism: Iphiclides podalirius (scarce swallowtail)
Lineage: Eukaryota; Metazoa; Arthropoda; Insecta; Lepidoptera; Papilionidae
Source: the annotation of a GenBank genome assembly